UACACUACAUAUAUUGCCAAACGUAUUGGGACACCCCUCCAAAUUAUAGUAUUCAGGUAUUCCAAUCACCUCCAUAGCCACAGGUGUAUAAAUACUGCUUCUACAAACAUUUGUGAAAGAAUGGGUCACUCUCAGAAGCUCAGUGAAUUGAAGCGUGGUACCGUGAUAGGGUGUCACCUGUGCAAUAAGUCUAUCCAUGAAAUUUCCUUGCUACUUAAUAUUCCACGAUCAACUGUUAGUGGUAUUAUAACAAAGUGGAAGCAACUGGGAACAACAGCAACUCAGCCACGAAGUGGUAGGCCACGUAAAAUGACAGAGCGAGGUCGGCACAUGCUGAAGAGCACAGUGCGCAGAAGUCACCAAUUGUCUGCAGAGUCAAUAGCUAAAGACCUCCAAACUUUGUGUGGCCUUCAGAUUAGCACAACAGUGCAUAGAGAGCUUCAUGGAAUGGGUUCCCAUGCCCGAGCAGCCGCCUCCAAGCCUUACAUGACCAAGUGCAAUGCAAAGUGUCGAAUGCAGUGGUGUAAAGCACGCUGCCACUGUACUCUAGUGUAGUGGAGACGUGUUCUCUGGAGUGACCAAUCACGCUUCUCUGUCUGGCAAUCCGAUGGACAUGUCUGGGUUUGG
This is a messenger RNA of Staurois parvus, 627 nucleotides long. The record is from the annotation of a GenBank genome assembly. Lineage: Eukaryota; Metazoa; Chordata; Amphibia; Anura; Ranidae.